Dendrobium catenatum is the source of this 1186-nucleotide messenger RNA. Its product is annotated as peroxidase 4. Gene Ontology annotation, biological process: response to oxidative stress; hydrogen peroxide catabolic process. Gene Ontology annotation, molecular function: heme binding; peroxidase activity. The record is from RefSeq and is a predicted model, not a curated record. Lineage: Eukaryota; Viridiplantae; Streptophyta; Magnoliopsida; Asparagales; Orchidaceae. The transcript has 4 exons. The coding region runs from base 20 to 976 and encodes 318 amino acids.
UACUUCUUCCUGCUUAUCAAUGGCUUCUUCUUCACUUCGUUACAGUGCCAUUGCUCUGUUUCUUCUGCUUUCUUUGAGCAGUUCCUCUGCUCAGCUCACCACGAAUUUCUAUGGAAGUUCUUGUCCUAAUGUCUUCUCCACCAUUCGGUCGGUGGUUCAGUCGGCGAUAGCGAGUGAGAGAAGAAUGGGUGCUUCCCUUCUUCGCCUCUUCUUUCAUGAUUGCUUUGUGAAUGGCUGUGAUGCCUCUUUGUUUCUUGACGACACAUCAAACUUCACCGGGGAGAAAAACGCAAUUCCAAACAAAAAUUCUGCGAGAGGCUUCGAAGUCAUUGACAGGAUUAAAACUGCUGUGGAGAAUGUUUGUCCAGGUGUUGUCUCCUGUGCUGAUAUCUUAGCCAUUACAGCAAGAGACUCUGUAGUCAUUCUUGGAGGACCAACCUGGAGUGUGAAAUUAGGCAGAAGGGAUUCCAGAACUGCAAGCCAAAGUGCAGCUAAUAACAACAUUCCACCUGCAACUUCCAGCCUUAGCAAUCUCAUCUCCAAAUUUUCAGCUCAGGGUCUCUCUACCAGGGACUUGGUUGCCCUCGCAGGAGCCCACACCAUAGGACAAGCCAGGUGCACCAAUUUCAGGGCAAGGAUCUACAACGAAACCAACAUUGACAGGUCGUUCGCGCAAUUGAGGAAGGGGAAUUGUCCCAGCAGCUCCGGCGACAAUAACAUCGCACCGCUAGACUUACAAACGCCGACGAGCUUCGACAACAACUAUUAUAAGAACCUUGUUAGCCUGAAAGGUCUACUUCAUUCUGAUCAGCAGCUCUAUAGUAAUGGCUCAACCAGCUCCCAGGUUCAGAGCUAUGUCAACAGCCCGAGCAGUUUUAGCUCAGAUUUCGUUGCUGCAAUCAUAAAGAUGGGAGACAUAAGCCCUCUUACUGGUACUAAUGGAGAGAUCAGAAAGAAUUGCAGGAAAACCAACUAAUUAUAGCAAGUUUUGGAUCAAGUUUUAGUUAUUAAAGCUUCAGUUGAUAGAAGCUAUCAGGUCUUUUAGUAUAUCUUAUUAAGGUUGUUUGUGUUAGCUUUGUGUUUCUGAUAUGUUUUUGAGGUUGUAUUAGUAUUAUAUGUUUUUUAUAGGAUUUAUGUUUUUAUCAUCUUUUUAAAGAAAUGAAAUUUUUAUAGUGUGAACUAUUAA